Messenger RNA from Rhodotorula toruloides NP11, 3030 nucleotides. Its product is annotated as nucleolar GTP-binding protein. Bases 1 to 3030 code for a protein of 1009 amino acids. NCBI's taxonomy places the organism in Eukaryota, Fungi, Basidiomycota, Microbotryomycetes, Sporidiobolales, Sporidiobolaceae. The transcript is spliced from 9 exons. The record is from RefSeq and is a predicted model, not a curated record. Gene Ontology annotation, molecular function: RNA binding; GTPase activity; GTP binding. Gene Ontology annotation, cellular component: nucleolus. Gene Ontology annotation, biological process: ribosomal large subunit biogenesis.
AUGUCCGGCACCAUCAACAAGGCCAUUGCGCCGGUUCCUACCGCGCAGGAGUUCCUCGAUGUCAUCCUCUCCAAGACCCAGCGCAAGACGCCGACCGUCAUCCGGUCAGGCUUCAAGAUCAGCCGUAUCCGGUCCUUCUACAUGCGCAAGGUCAAGUUCACCCAGGCGUCCUUCGAGGAGAGGCUUGACCAGAUCUUGACCGAGUUCCCGGUCAUGGACAACCUCCACCCCUUCCUCAACUCGCUUCUUAACGUCCUCUACGACAAGAACCACUACAAGCUCGCCCUCGGUCAGCUCAACACUGCGCGCCACCUCAUCGUCCAGGUCGGCAAGGAUUACUGCCGCCUGAUCAAGUUCGGUGACUCGCUGUACCGCUGCAAGCAGCUGAAGAAGGCGGCGCUCGGUCGCAUGGCGACGAUCAUGAAGCGCCAGAAGGACCCGCUUGCGUACCUCGAGCAGGUCCGACAGCACAUGUCGCGUCUCCCGCAGAUCGACCCGACUACCCGCACGCUCCUCAUCUGCGGCUACCCCAACGUCGGCAAGUCGUCGUUCGUCAACAAGGUUACCCGCGCCGAUGUCGAUGUUCAGCCGUACGCCUUCACGACGAAGUCGCUCUUCGUCGGCCACAUGGACUACAAGUACCUCCGGUGGCAGGUCAUCGACACGCCCGGAGUGCUCGACCAUCCGCUCGAGGAGAUGAACACGAUCGAGAUGCAGUCGAUCACCGCGCUUGCACACCUCCGCGCUUGCGUCCUCUACUUCAUGGACUUGUCGGAGCAGUGCGGGUUCACCGUCGAGGCGCAGUGCAAGCUCUACCAGUCGAUCAAGCCUCUCUUCGCCAAUAAGCCGACCUUCAUCGUCAUCAACAAGAUCGACAUUGUCCGCCCCGAAGACCUCGACCCGGAGCGCAAGGCGAUGCUCGACGCCAUCCUUGCCGAGGACCAGGUCUCGCUCCUCUCGCUCUCGUGUGUCUCGGAGGAGGGCAUCAUGGAUGUCCGCAACUCGGCAUGCGAUGCGCUCCUCGCGCACCGUGUCGAGGCGAAGGAGAAGACCCGCCGUGUCGAGAACGUCGCGAACCGUGUUCGUGUUGCCGUACCCGUCCCCCGUGACGGCGUCGAGCGCAAGGCGUUCAUCCCCGACGCGGUCAAGUCGCGCAAGGCGUACGACAAGAGCGACCCCGAGCGGAGGCGCCUCGAGCGCGACAUCGAGGAGGAGAAUGGCGGUGCGGGCGUCCACUCUGUCGACCUCAAGAAGAACUACAUGCUCAAGAACGACGAGUGGAAGUACGACGUCAUUCCCGAGAUCCAGGACGGCAAGAACGUUGCCGACUUUAUCGACCCCGACAUUCUCGCCAAGCUCGACGAGCUCGAGGAGGAGGAGGAGCGGCUCGAGAAGGCCGGCUUCUACGACUCGGAGAGCGACGUCGACUCGGACGAGGAGGCGAUCCGUACGGCUGCCAGCACGAUCCGCGACAAGAAGGCGCUCAUCCGCCUCAAGAACGCCGACAAGCACAAGUUGCAGAACCGCCCGAUCAUCCCCCGCAAGGAGCAGUCCCGCACCUUGUCGGAGAUGACGGAGAAGCUCAAGGAGGCUGGCUACGAUGCGUCGUCGCUCGAGGAGCGCGCGCUGUUGUUGGCCAAGGCGAAGGGGUUGGUUGGUCGCAAGCGCGGUGCCGACAGCGACGACGAGAUGGACCAGGACGAGAGCUUUGCGGACGAGGGCGACGAUGCCGAGAUGGACGUCGACGAGGACGCGCAGGCGAGCAAGAAGCGACGGACGAGCUCGAGCGGCAGCAUCGUCGCCAAGGGCAAGCGCGUGCCGGGCUCGAACCGCCAGCUCGCCGGUCUCAAGGACGACGAGCAGGACAAGAAGGCGAAGCGGCUCCGGUCGCUCGCCCAGCGCGCACCGAACCGCCUCGCCCGCGCAGGAGAGGGCGACAGGCACGAGACGGCUGCCAUCCCCAAAUGGCUGUUCUCGGGCAAGCGCAAGGCGGGCAAGACGAACCACUCGCCCGCCGCCGCCGCUGCACCGGCUGCCAGGCCUCCAGAAGACCACGACGACGACUCUGCAGCCCGUUGGGAGUCGAUCCGCCAGCGCUGGCUCACACCUCGACGGACAAUGAGCGAUGAGGACAAUGACGGCGCGGCUGGCGAGGAGCGGCGUGCAGGGUCGCGGAAGCGCAGACCGCGGGACGCAGUGUUCCAGCAGCGCAUCCACACGCUCGAACAGAUGCUGCGCGCGAGCAACGCCGCCGCAACCGCUCCGGGAGGGUCGGCGGGUCCUGGCGUCGUCCACGCGCCGCCGCCGCCCAUCUUGUCGGUCCCGUCGAGCGCGUUCUUGGGCGUGCAGGAGGACGGCGGGAGCGGCGCGGGCAGCAGCGGCGGGAGUCAGGGCAAGCAGAAGGCGGUUCAGGACGUCGAGGAGGACGAACCGGAUGGUGGGAUGGCGAUACGGGACAGUGGGGCGAAUGGAGCACAGGGUGACCCCGUGCACGAGCUGAAAAAGGUGUCAGAGUCCAUAUUCCUCGCGUUCAAGCAGGGUCGGCCGCUGAAGGAGCCGUUGCCAUUGUCUCUAGUCACCUCGCUUCUCUUCCGCUCCUGGUUCCUCGAUGGCACAAUCCCCUCCAACUACGUCCCCGAACCCGAUCCGCCGAUGCCCGCACAUCGACACUACCUGAACGGACCGACCAACUCUGCCCCGACUUCUGCCUUCGCAACGCCUCUCCUCCGCCCGACUCCGCCUCAACGAACACCCUCACUCCUCGCCACGCUCUCUCAGCAAAACUCGCGUGCCGUUACGCCUUUACCGACUUCUCCGUCCAGCUCGGAGCAGCCACCGCCAAUAGCGGGCUCGCCCAUCCCGCCAGCCGCUUCUCCACCCGAGAAACCAGGCAUCCAGCCUCUCCAGUCGAGCGCCAGUCUCGACGGGAUGGGCGCGUCGAGCGAGAGCGGGAAGCUCAAGCUUGAUGUGCUCAGAGGGAGCAGGUGGCGGACGGAAAGGGAGAUUGCGAGUGGGAGCGACGUGAUCUAG